AUGAAUAUAGUUUUAAAACCCCCUCCCGGAGCCUCAACUCAUGCUCUGUACAAGGCCUUAUCUGGACUGACUGGAUACCCUAUUGAUCCUGGACAUACACCUUACAACAGACUGACUGGAUACCCUAUUGAUCCUGGACAUACACCUUACAACCGACUGACUGGAUACUCUAUUGAUCCUGGACAUACACCUUACAACAUACUGACUGGAUACCUUAUUGAUCCUGGACAUACACCUUACAACAGGCUGACUGGAUACCCUAUUGAUCCUGGACAUACACCUUACAACAGGCUGACUGGAUACCCUAUUGAUCCUGGACACACAACUUACAACAGACUGACUGGAUACCCUAUUGAUCCUGGACAUACACCUUACAACAGACUGACUGGAUACCCUAUUGAUCCUGGACAUACACCUUACAACAUACUGACUGGAUACCCUAUUGAUCCUGGACAUACACCUUACAACAGACUGACUGGAUACCCUAUUGAUCCUGGACAUACACCUUACAACAGACUGACUGGAUACCCUAUUGAUACCGGACAUACACCUUACAACAGACUGACUGGAUACCCUAUUGAUCCUGGACAUACACCUUACAACAGACUGACUGGAUACCUUAUUGAUCCUGGACAUACACCUUACAACAGACUGACUGGAUACCCUAUUGAUCCUGGAAAUACACCUUACAACAGGCUGACUGGAUACCCUAUUGAUCCUGGACAUACACCUUACAACAUACUGACUGGAUACCCUUUUGAUCCUGGACAUACACCUUACAACAUACUGACUGGAUACCCUAUUGACCCUGGACAUACACCUUACAACAGGCUGACUGGAUACCCUAUUGAUCCUGGACAUACACCUUACAACAGACUGACUGGAUACCUUAUUGAUCCUGGACAUACACCUUACAACAGACUGACUGGAUACCCUAUUGAUCCUGGACAUACACCUUACAACAGACUGACUGGAUACCCUAUUGAUCCUGGACAUACACCUUACAACAUACUGACUGGAUACCCUUUUGAUCCUGGACAUACACCUUACAACAGACUGACUGGAUACCCUAUUGAUCCUGGACAUACACCUUACAACAUACUGACUGGAUACCCUAUUGAUCCUGGACAUACACCUUACAACAGACUGACUGGAUACCCUAUUGAUCCUGGACAUACACCUUACAACAGACUGACUGGAUACCCUAUUGAUCCUGGACAUACACCUUACAACAGGCUGACUGGAUACCCUAUUGAUCCUGGACAUACACCUUACAACAGGCUGACUGGAUACUUUAUUGAUCCUGGACAUACACCUUACAACAGACUGACUGGAUACCCUAGUGAUCCUGGACAUACACCUUACAACAGGCUGACUGGAUACCCUAUUGAUCCUGGACAUACACCUUACAACAGACUGACUGGAUACCCUAUUGAUCCUGGACAUACACCUUACAACAGACUGACUGGAUACUCUAUUGAUCCUGGACAUACACCUUACAACAGACUGACUUGA
Molecule: messenger RNA, 1515 nt
Organism: Pecten maximus
Lineage: Eukaryota; Metazoa; Mollusca; Bivalvia; Pectinida; Pectinidae
Product: collagen alpha-1(IV) chain-like
Exons: 2
Coding region: 1-1515 (504 amino acids)
Source: RefSeq, a predicted model, not a curated record